This is a messenger RNA of Saxophila tyrrhenica, 516 nucleotides long. It is a transcript of the gene HNT2, whose product is annotated as Dinucleoside triphosphate hydrolase. The record is from RefSeq and is a predicted model, not a curated record. Gene Ontology annotation, molecular function: catalytic activity. The transcript has 2 exons. The coding region runs from base 1 to 516 and encodes 171 amino acids. Lineage: Eukaryota; Fungi; Ascomycota; Dothideomycetes; Mycosphaerellales; Extremaceae.
AUGCCUCCCUUCCCAGGCCGCACGAUCAACUUCGGCAAAUUCAAUGUAACGUCGCAGGUCUUCCACCUUACCCCCCACUCCUUCGCCCUUGUCAAUCUCAAACCUCUCCUCCCGGGCCACAUCCUCGUCUGUCCCCUCCGUCCCCUUCCACGCCUAUCCGACCUCUCCCAGCCCGAAAUCAGCGACCUCUUCACCACCGUGACCCGCAUCCAACGCACCCUCACCCGCCUCUACAAAGCCGACGCCUUCAACGUCGCUGUCCAAGACGGCGAGGCAGCGGGCCAGAGCGUACCGCAUGUGCAUUGUCAUGUGAUACCGCGGACGGUCGGGGAUCCUGGGGGCGGGGAUAAGGUGCAUGAGUGGUUGGAGGGCGAAGAGGGGGACGUAGGACGGCAUCAGAGGGAGUGGGCGAAGGAUGAGGAGAGGAAGCCGAGGGGGAUGGAGGAGAUGGAGAAGGAGGCUAGGUGGCUGAGGGAGGAGAUGGGGAGGGAUGAGGAGGGGGCGGGGAGGCUUUGA